AUGCCGAUUAAGGAUCAUGGUCGUCAGUAUGAUUUAGUAGUGUUUGGAGCGACCGGGUAUUCCGGACAACUGGUCGCCGAGCACAUCGCGGCCAAUCUUCCAGCUCAUCUGAAGUGGGCAGUCAGCGGGCGCUCGACAGACAAGCUCAAGAAAGUUGUUGAGCGAUGUAAAGUCUUGUCACAGGGUCACAGCGAACCAGAAAUCGAAGUUUGCCAGCUCAACGGUGAGGAAGUGAGCGUGUUGGCACGGAAGACAUUUUGCCUAAUCGCUGUCGUGGGACCUUAUGCUCGUUAUGGAGAGCAUGCGUUCAAGGCUUGUGCUGAGGCCGGCACCCAUUAUUUCGACUGCACGCCGGAGGUUCCUUGGACCAUGUCCAUGAUCAAAAAGUACGAGGCUAUGGCCAAGGCCAGCGGCGCGUGCAUGUUUCCACAGUGCGCCAUGGAAUCCGCUCCAUCCGAUCUCUUGACUUGGGCUUUGGCCGCCGAGGCGAGGAAAACAAUGUUCUCUCAGAUCUGCGAUGUCGUCCUGGAACUGCACGAGCUUCAGUCGAUCCCAUCUGGAGGCACCGUCACAACCCUGAUGAAUAUCUUUGAUCAGUAUUCGCUCAAGACGAUACGCCAGUCCCUGAAGCCGUACGCACUGUCCCCGGUCCCGAACGACCAUCCCGCCCCUCGAAAAUCCCUUCUGUCAUCUCUUUCUGGAGUCACUCGCGUGCCAGGUCUGGGUACGCUGACGACCAGCGUUACUGGGCCAGCCAACGCCGCCAUUGUCUUUCGGACCUGGGGCUUGACGAAGCAAGAGUCGAACCUGCAGAAAGAGUUCUACGGGCCCCGAUUCACCUAUCGCGAGUUCAUGUACGGCCACGGCGUCAUCGGAGCCUUUCUCAUGCACUAUAGCGUGCUCGUUGGUGCCGGCCUCAUUCUUUUCCCUCCAUUCCGGAGUCUGUUGAAGAAAUUCUUCAAGCCCGGCGAAGGCCCGGACAGGGAGAAGGCCCGCAACGAAAGCAUCGAGUUUCGAGCGGUUGCAACCCCCGACAUCGAGCCCAAGGCCGGCAUGAGCAAGCAAGUCUUCGGGAAGCUUUUGUACACUGGAAGCAUGUAUUACUUGACGGCGGCACUCGUUGCGCAAGGGGCAAGGACACUACUUGAGGAUAAGAGCGGGCGGUUGACGGGCGGAGUGUACACCCCCGCAUGUCUGGGUCAGACAUAUAUCGACAAUCUCGGAGAAGUUGGCCUCAAGGUCGAGACGGGGGUCAAAGAAUUUUGA
Molecule: messenger RNA, 1266 nt
Organism: Capronia coronata CBS 617.96
Lineage: Eukaryota; Fungi; Ascomycota; Eurotiomycetes; Chaetothyriales; Herpotrichiellaceae
Exons: 5
Coding region: 1-1266 (421 amino acids)
Biological process (GO): glycolipid biosynthetic process
Cellular component (GO): plasma membrane; mitochondrion; lipid droplet
Source: RefSeq, a predicted model, not a curated record